AUGUUUUGACACAAUGCAGCAGUCAGUCUGUUUCCCCUUUUCCCAAAUACAGACAGAAAAAUAAUUUUAUUUCCCUUUUGUUUAUGGCUCACUCUAAGGACAGCCAGAGCUCCAAUCCGAAAUCCGUUUCAGGCUUUUGCCAAACUCGCUUGUCCCCCACCAGCAGAGGUUAUUUGAAAAGGCACCAUGCUUGAUGUAGUGGUGGGUACUUGCCCACACUGUGCAGGGAAGUUGUUCUGACCCCUCUCUGUCUUAAAACCAAACCUCUGGGAUUUCAACUAAUAUGUAAUACGAUGGAUUUCCUCUUUCUGAAGGACCGCUUCUACACCCGCCGCUCCUGAAAGGGACUAAGUUUUGUGAGGAAGCUGAGAACAGAGUUUCAAAGGCUGUAGCAACUGAAGCAAAAGACAUAAGUAGGGGAUUUGUUUUCCUUCCUCUUCCUCUCGCCAUGAGCUCCCGGGUCGUGAACAGGAAAGGAGAGCCACAGUACCGGCGGCACUUCCUCACAGACAACAGCAUCUUUCAGGUGGAACGAUGCAUGAGUGUGAUGCAGUCCGGGACGCAGAUGGUGAAGCUGAAGGCGGGAUCCAAAGGACUGGUACGACUCUUCUACCUGGAUGAGCAUCGCUCCUGCAUCCGCUGGAGGCCUUCACGCAAGAGCGAGAAAGCAAAGAUCACCAUAGAUUCCCUUUACAAGGUGACGGAAGGCGGUCAGUCGGAUAUCUUCCACCGGUAUGCAGACGGUAACUUCGAUCAGGCUUGCUGCUUUACGGUUUACCAUGGAAACCACAUGGAGUCCCUUGACCUGGUGACGUCGAAUGCAGAGGAGGCCAGAACCUGGAUCACGGGCCUCCGCUACCUGAUGGCUGGGAUUAGUGACGAGGACUCAUUGGCCAAGCGACAACGCACACACGACCAGUGGAUGAAGCAGACGUUCGAAGAAGCGGACAAAAACGGAGAUGGCCUUCUGAACAUCGACGAGAUCUACCAACUUCUUCACAAGCUGAAUGUCAAUCUGCCACGCAGGAAGGUCAAGCAAAUGUUUCAGGAAGCAGACACCGACGAUCAUCAGGGCACGCUGACGUACGAGGAGUUUUCCGUCUUCUACAAGAUGAUGUCUCUGAGACGGGACUUGUUCCUGCUCAUGAUGGCGUACAGCGACAGGAAGGACCACCUGACGGCGGAGGAGCUCGCCAACUUCCUGCGCAACGAGCAGAAGAUGACCAACCUGACGUCAGAGUACGUUGCAGAAAUUAUCGACAAGUUUGAAGUAUCAGAUGAAAACAAACGAAGAGGCGUUUUGGGGAUAGAAGGCUUCACGAGUUUCAUGCGCAGCCCGACGUGCGACAUCUUCAACCCUCUGCAUCACGAGGUGAACCAGGACAUGGAGCAGCCGCUGUGCAACUACUUCAUCGCCUCCUCCCACAACACGUACCUGACCGGAGACCAGCUCCUCUCACACUCCAAGACGGACAUGUACGCCUGGGUGCUGCAGUCCGGCUGCCGCUGUGUGGAAGUGGAUUGUUGGGACGGACCCGACGGAGAGCCGAUGGUGCAGCACGGAUACACCCUGACGUCCAAGAUAACAUUCAAGUCCGUUAUAGAGACCAUCAACAAAUACGCCUUCAUAAACAACCAAUACCCGGUGAUCCUGUCGAUUGAGAACCACUGCAGCAUCCAGCAGCAGAAGAAGAUUGCCGAGUACCUGCGGGAAAUCUUUGGAGACAAACUGGAUGUGGGAGAGGUGCUGAGCAGAGACUCCAAGACGCUGCCCAGUCCGCACAGCCUGCAAGGGAAGAUCCUCAUCAAAGGGAAGCGCCUGCCUGCCUAUCUGUCUGCGGACGCCGAGGAGGGGGAGGUGUCUGACGAUGACAGCGCCGACGAAAUUGAAGAGGACUUCAAACUCAAGAGCAGCAAUGGCAACGGCAAUCACCAAGUGGAGUCUCACAUCAGAAAGAAACUGGAUUCUCUUCUGAAGGAGUCUCGGAUCGUGGACAAGGAGGACACCGACAGCUUCAGCAUCCGAGCUCUGCUCCGAGCCACGCACCAGGGCCUUCAGAAGAACCUGCGCCAGAGCUCAAAAGGAGUUCUGAAGAAAUCCCAAAGCAGAUCCCUUAUCACAACACUCAAACAGAAGAGGCACUCCAAGUCCAGGCUGGCAUGUCAAAGCGUGGAGAAGGAGGAAGAGGUUCAGGAAAGGUCUGGGAGAGAGGCUGGCGGACAAUUCAACAGGGGCGGACGGAAGAGGAAGACAAUGAAACUAAGUCGAGAUCUGUCAAACCUGGUGGUGUUCACCAAUUCUGUCGCCUCGCAGGAGUGCUUAAAUGAAGGGACUCCAGGUGACGUUUUGUCUUUCAGUGAGACCAGAGCGCAAUCUCUGGUCAAUCACAGGGCCGAGCAGUUCCUGGCUUUCAACCAGAGGCAGCUGUCGAGGAUUUACCCCUCGGCCUAUCGCAUCGACUCGUCUAAUUUUAACCCGCAGUUCUACUGGAACGUUGGUUGUCAGUUGGUUGCACUAAACUAUCAAACAGACGGGAGGAUGAUGCAGCUCAACAGAUCCAAGUUCAUGGUGAAUGGAGAUAUUGGUUACGUCCUCAAGCCCCCUCCGAUGUGUAAAGGCUCCUUCAACCCAUUCAGUGAUGACCCACUUCCAGCUUACCCCAAGAAACAGCUCAUACUCAAGAUCAUUAGUGGACAGCAGCUGCCCAAACCACCGGACUCCAUGCUGGGGGACCGCGGCGAGAUCAUCGAUCCAUUCGUUGAAGUGGAGAUCAUUGGUUUGCCCAUUGACUGCUGCAAGGAACAGACGAGAGUUGUUGAUGACAACGGUUUUAAUCCAGUGUGGGAGGAGACUCUGUCCUUCACACUUCAUAUGGCUGAGCUGGCUCUUGUGCGUUUCCUUGUCUGGGACCACGACCCGAUUGGACGAGACUUCAUUGGUCAACGGACUGUUGCCUUCAGUAGCCUGAUGCCUGGUUACAGACAUGUCUACCUGGAGGGCCUGACUGAGGCGUCCAUCUUUGUGCACGUGUCAGUGCAUGAUGUCUAUGGGAAGUGGAGCCCUCUUGUCCUGAACCCAAGCUUUACCAUAAUGCACUUUUUAGGAUCCAGCAAGGGUCAUCAACUACGAGGCAUUCGAGGUUUCUUCAACCGUUCCUCCAAGUCGUCUGUGGACACGAACGCCUCUGGUCUUCGGAAGCGCUCUAUUAGUGAUCACCUCCUGCGUCGAACAGCCAGCGCCCCGGCAAAGGGGCGGAAGAAGACUAAGAUGGCGCUAUCGGAGUCUGUGGCUUCGAUAUCUGAUCACAGGAAUGGCACUGAUGCUGGGGCUUCAGGAGGAGAAGGGCUCUCAGCGAGGGCAGAAGGGGCAGAGAAGCCACUUCAACCUCGAGCCCCUCUUGUCCAUAGACCCGUUUCCAUGCCAUUAGACAGACUUCUGCAAGGGCAGCUGUCAAUCUGCUCCCCAGACAAGGAACAGCAUGAUGUGGGUGCAGACACCAUCAUCGGAGCUUCCCGAUUCGACAGGCCCAGGUCUUCCACCGUGGAGGCUUUCUUUGACCCUUCGUUUUCUGUUAAAUCGCUUGUCUCUACCCCUUCAAAGACAAACAGAAAGAAAGAGCGCGAUCAAACAAAGGAGACUUCCUAUCUGGUUAUUGGUGGUGGGGGGAUAAGAAAGGAAGAAGUAUAUGUCAAUUACCAGUCAGAACAAAGCAAAUCCAAUAACUUCCCCAAAGAAAUAGAGAAAGCUGCCUCUAUGUCUCCUUUAACAAAUAGCCAAACAACAUCGGAUAAACCAGAAUCAUCAUCAAAUAGUACAACAUUCACUCUUGCACCGUCAAGCUCCUCCUCCUCUUCCUCUGCACCUUCAUCUUUGCCAGCUGUUUCUAGAACAAGCUUUGCUCCCAGCUCUUUACAUGAUAGCACUAUAUCUAGACUCAUUGACGGAGUGUCUUUAGGCAACGAACAAGGCACUUGUUGCUCCGUUUCUGCUUUAAUUGAUCAGUUUGAAUGCACUGGUGAUCUAAGGAAUUUAACUACACCAUCUCAGACCAUCACCUCAUCCCACUUGAACUUUAGAGCUACUUCACCUAAUUUCCGAAAUGAUCUAAGGUCUCCUCUCAUGAACAAAAUGGCAUCUGCUAAAAACAAACUGUUGACAAACUCCCAAAAGUCAAGUCAUGUACACAGUAGCAUUUGUUCACCCAACAAGAAUAGAGAUAAACUUGCUGCAGCUCUCUUCUCGAGCCCAGAAACUGCUGACCUUGAAGAGGUCUACACUAUCCUGGAUGAAGACGUUUUGACGCCUGUGUCCGUGUACAACCUGAGGAAGCAGACGGUCCAUGUUCAAGCAGAUACUACAGGGAGCACGCCUUCCAGCAGUCUGGGAUCCUCACCUGUAAAAACUAUUCAAAACUUAGAGAAAGGAGGCAGUGUGGAAAGAAUGUGGGGUGACAGACAAGAAGUUGCAGAGCCAGAGGAGAGGGUUUACGAGGAGGUGGAAGAUGCUCCAUUUACAGCACCUAAAAUAGAACGGGGUGCUUCUGAAAGGUACAUGAGCUCCUUCUCCAGUGACUGCGUUCAGAUUCUCCACCAUUCAACCGGAGAGUCAUUUACAGAAGUGGAGCUAAACGUUGAUGAAGAUCCAUUGCAGAUCAUGCCAAACCAAAGCAAGCAGUGGGGUAGGCUUUCAAGUCCAGUUAAACACCAAGCUAUUUACCAAAAUCACGACUUCUCUCGAAAGUAUUCCCAACCACCGAACCCAACACAAUCAUCUCAUCUAGCAUCUUCACAAUUUUCAUUCCCAGUGAAUAAGCAAUGCUGUCAAAUGACUAAUCACCAUCAACAAAACAGCUCACAACUUCCACUAGGUCAGAGUUAUAUCAGCUCCAGACCCUUAAGCCCCAGUGCUCUUCAUCAGAACAGCUACCCCAUACCUAAGGGUAACUCUGACUUACUUAACAACAGCCAAACGUCCGUCUUAAGGAGCUGUAGUUCAACGCUGCUCUUUAACGGGUCUCAUCAGCAAAGACCAGAAAACAAUCAAAUUACAACAGAGAGAGUAGGAUUCCACAAUGUUUUUUUCUCUGCUGAAAGUCUUCUGCGUCAAUGUUCUGUAUCUCAGAACAGGUCCAGACAACAAGCCCUAUGCUCUCCUUCUUCUGAAUGUAAAGCAUCGCACAGCCAGCUCGACCAUAGUUGUAUUAUGUCCUCAUUAGAGUCUAAAACUUCUCAAAACGUCCAACUACAUAGCCAAGGUCAAACACAGGUUUUACAGACUGGGAAAUACAAGACCAACCUCAUUCAUAGCAGACAUAACCAACCGUCCAAAGUCAGAGACUCACUGCAAUCAAAUUCAGGUCCUUCAUUAGCUUAUCUACAGUCUUCACCAUCUAUCACUGACUCCACAGCCCGUAAACCAUGCAAGUCUAAGUCUCUCGGGGAUCUGACCUCUGAAGACAUUUCCUGCAACUUUCAAAGCAAAUACAACAUAAUUAGUCGCAGUUUCAUCACUCCUCAUACAACAAGGCCAAAGCCUAUAGAUACAACAGGCAAACACUCUUUUCACACAAAGUCUAGUGAUCCACUUACAGAACAGCUACGCAGACUGGUUAGCUUAGAGUUAGACGACGGUCUCAAAGAAAGACCACAGUCGACUCAGUUGCAACAAGAAGCGAAAAUCCAACCGGCGCAACCCCAAGAAGCAAGUGUGUCUCCAAUUGUUUCCAGAGAUACGGAUGAUUCCCCUCCUCCGAUGCUUGCCCGACGCCUGUCUUCGCGAAGCCAAAGCCGAGUGCGCCACAUCAACAGCCGUGCCCGCGAGAGACAACAAGAGGCCCUCAAAGCUCGGCCUGGGGUGGCGAUCAGUAACAGUGACAGCAUUGGUGGAGUAGUAUGGAGGAACAAACCAUCCCUGCAGAAUCAACCACCUAACAGACACUCCACUGGCUCCUACAUAGCAGGCUACCUAGAUGAGCUGGAGGACAGAGGACUCCCCGAAGGAGCCUGCACGUCGGUACGCUAUGGCAACGUGGACCAUUUCAGAGAUCGGUACUAUACAGAUGACUCUCUCUCUCUUGGCAUCACUUCUCAUUCAGAAUCUGAACCUGAAGUCUACUUUCUACUCAGGUUGUAGGUGUGACUGUACCAUGACCUGGAACAAAGGACAAAGUACUUAACCUUCUUUAGAUUCAGUUAUACCAAAAGCCAGAAGACCAUUAAAAUGAAAUAUUGCACUUGUUUUAUCGACAUGUCUGGGCUGUUAAUAGUCUACAAUAUACUGUAAGUGAAAUGUUGCAUAUAAUCCACGGUUGGACCUGAACGCAUGAAAUGUCCACUUUCCUGUCAAGAAUGAUGUUGUUGGCUGUGUAUUGUCUAUAUUCUCCCUAAUGUGUAAAUGUACUUGGGGACUUUGGCUCCCUUCAAAUGGCUUCCUGAACAGAUUGUACAGAAUCUUGUAAUCUUUGUCCUUGUGUUGUACUGUCCAACGUAUGUACAAUAACAACGAAGCAAAAAAGAAAAAGUAAAAGCAGAGAAAUAAUGUCUUUCUUUGCAUCCUUUGAAUGUGUAGAUAACGAAGCGGCUACUUUUAAUAGAUGGGGUUCAUCUUUUCAUCUAUCAAACGUAAGUCUUCCUCCUCUUUUCAGUGGAAUUUCCUUAACUGUGUCGUUUGUAAAUGCCCCUGAUAGGAUUUUUCAUUUGAGGUCGGUUUUAGCAGAGAACCACUUUGAACUUUACAUAUAUGUUUGUGCAUGUUACAUGUGAACAUGUCAAGCAUGACUAUGCACUAGUUUAUACAGUAGAUGUUGGAUUACCCGAACACAUUUGCACAGAGCAAACAGAGGUUGUAGGCAUGUUUGUAUUAACGAUUAAAGUGCAAUACAGUUCAUUUAACUUCUCUACUUGGACUUGUUAACUCUCGACAACCUGUAGAAUUUGAUGGCAAAGAAGAAGAAGAAAAUUUAGAGAAUUGGAAUUUAAAGGUUUUUAUUUUUAUAAUUGCUUUGAUACAGACAGUGAAAAUACUCUUGUUCUUUCUGGUUAUUUUGUUUUGUACAACUUGACGGCCUGAGCGAAUGAAACGAUGGAUACACAGAGACAGACGAAGGAAGAGAAGACAACAAUGCUGUUGGUUUUUCUGUAGAGAAAGGUUCCAGUAUUACGCCACACUUGUUUUUUCUUUGUAUUGUUGCUCACUGCGGAACUGUGAGGAUUUUUCCUACCAAUGCAAUAAAAGAUAGAAAUAAUUGGUUUGAACACA
Molecule: messenger RNA, 7258 nt
Organism: Xiphophorus hellerii (green swordtail)
Lineage: Eukaryota; Metazoa; Chordata; Actinopteri; Cyprinodontiformes; Poeciliidae
Gene: plch1
Product: phospholipase C, eta 1
Exons: 24
Coding region: 449-6133 (1894 amino acids)
Biological process (GO): release of sequestered calcium ion into cytosol; phosphatidylinositol metabolic process; phosphatidylinositol-mediated signaling
Cellular component (GO): cytoplasm
Molecular function (GO): calcium ion binding; phosphatidylinositol-4,5-bisphosphate phospholipase C activity
Source: RefSeq, a predicted model, not a curated record